AUGUCUAGCACUGACCCUGCCUAUCAGUCUGCAGGGGGCACUACCUCAGGCAUCUCUAAUGAAGCUACUACAAUGUUACAAACUUUUUGGCAUCGAACAAUGGAAGGCAUACAAAAGAUGACACAAAAUGAUUUUAAAUGUCAAGAACUCCCUCUAGCAAGAAUAAAAAAAAUAAUGAAGCUUGAUGAAGAUGUCAAGAUGAUCAGUGCUGAGGCACCAGUAUUAUUUGCUAAAGCUGCUGAAAUAUUUAUUAGUGAAUUAUCAUUGAGAGCUUGGAUACACACAGAAGAUAACAAACGAAGAACUUUACAGCGUAAUGACAUCUCAAUGGCAAUCACUAAAUUUGACCAGUUUGAUUUCCUCAUCGACAUUGUUCCACGUGAUGAACUUAAACCACCAAAACGACAAGAUGAGGCUGUUAGGACAACUUCAGUGCUUCCAGAUCAAAUACAGUAUUACUUUCAGUUGGCCCAACAGAAUCAACAGCAACAACAACAGCAGCAGCAGCAACAACAGCAGCAGCAGCAACAGGUACAACAACAGCAGCAGCAACAAGUACAGCAAGCUCAACAACAGCAGGUGCAGCAGCAAGCUCAACAGCAAGUGCAACAACAGCCACAGCAACAGCAGCAACAGACUGUAGCUGUUGCCCAGCCCCAGCCACCAACCACCCCUACCCCACAAGCUCAGACACCCCAACCUCAGCAGGCUGGGACAGCACAAAUACAGCUAUCAGGUGAGGGCUUUCCUGUGGUACUGAGUCAAGGCGGACAUAUAAUUCAGUCACCGUUUCAAAUCCAAGUUGCACAAACCGGAAGUAAUGCUGUCAGCUUAGGAAAUAACAACUCCCAUGGUUAUGAACUUGUGACUCUAGGAAAUUCAAACAUAAUCCAAAUCCCCACAUCUCCAGUUCAAACACAGCAAGCUACAGUUGUGAGCCAGCCUCCAGCAGCACCUCCAACACCAACACCACAGACCACUGUCACACCAGCCAUCACCCAACAGGCUGUGUCACACCAGGUACAGGCUAUCACACAACAAGCACAGUCCCAACAGCAGCCACAACCCCAGCAACAAAUUCAGGCUGCUCAGGUGAUACAACAGGUUGUCACACCUUCAGGAGAAAUCCAACAUUUACCUAUUCAACUGACUGCUGCUCAAUUGCAAGCAUUCCAGAUGCAAUUACAAGGUAAACAAGCCAAUCAACCACUCAUCAUUCAGACCACCCAACAACAAAAUGAUCAGAUUAUUGGAGCCACACAACAACAACAACAAUUUGCCACGACACAGCCUAUAUAUCAAAUUCAGCAGGUGCAGGUUGCGCCUAACCAGCAGCACAUCUUUAUACAACAACCAGCGCAUGUAGCCACAGAUGCUGAGACACAAUCUAUACAGGAAACAGCUGAGGCUUCCUAG
This is a messenger RNA of Acanthosepion pharaonis, 1416 nucleotides long. Lineage: Eukaryota; Metazoa; Mollusca; Cephalopoda; Sepiida; Sepiidae. The record is from the annotation of a GenBank genome assembly.